Eurytemora carolleeae is the source of this 1353-nucleotide messenger RNA. Its product is annotated as glutamate-gated chloride channel. The record is from RefSeq and is a predicted model, not a curated record. Gene Ontology annotation, biological process: chloride transmembrane transport; chemical synaptic transmission; nervous system process. Gene Ontology annotation, cellular component: synapse; neuron projection; membrane. The transcript has 15 exons. The coding region runs from base 37 to 1236 and encodes 399 amino acids. NCBI's taxonomy places the organism in Eukaryota, Metazoa, Arthropoda, Copepoda, Calanoida, Temoridae. Gene Ontology annotation, molecular function: chloride channel activity; neurotransmitter receptor activity; extracellular ligand-gated monoatomic ion channel activity.
AACAAUGUAUUCUGUUGGUUAGGAAAAUAAAUAAAAAUGUUGUAUCAGCAAUGUUUAAUCCUGCUUUUCAUUGCGCAGUCCAUUAUUUAUAGCAAUGGAAGCAAUUUCUUUAAUAGAAGAUAUAGAAAAGAAGAGGUUAACUACAGACAGAUUGAAAAGAACAUUCUGGAUGAGAUUAUGGGCCCAAAAAUAUACGAUGCUAGAAUCCGACCGGCAGGGGUCAACGGAACAGAUGAAGCAACGUUUGUAUAUGUUAAUAUCUUCUUCAGAAGCUUCUCGAAGAUUGAUGAUGUAAAAAUGGAGUACAGCUUCCAAAUAACUCUUCGUCAACAGUGGAAUGAUGUGAGGCUUAAAUUUAAGGAUAAACUUCAGAAAGGACAUGAAGAUAAGAUACGGUAUCUCACAAUGACGGAUGAAGGAAAAGUUUGGAUGCCUGAUACAUUCUUCAGAAACGAGAAGAUUGGAGCAUUUCACAGUAUUCUUACUCCUAACUUGUAUAUACGAGUCUUUCCUAAUGGAGAUGUACUCUAUAGUAUCAGGAUUAUGCUCUUAAAGGGAAAGAUAAUUCAAUAUUUGGAUUCACCUAAUUAUAAAACAUCUUUUGUUCAGGUUGACCUGACGUUUGCUCGAGAGCUGUCCUUCUACAUUGUAACCAUCUACAUACCCUGCUUCAUGAUUGUCGUGGUAUCUUGGUUCUCCUUCUGGCUCGACUACAAGGCUGUACCUGCCAGGGUAGCACUUGGAGUAACAACCCUUUUGGCUAUGUCGACCACCAUGGGCAGUAUUCAACGCUCCCUUCCUCCUGUAGCCUAUACUAAGGCUAUUGAUGUUUGGACUGGUUUCUGUGUAUUCUUUGUAUUCAGUGCACUACUGGAGUACGCACUUGUUAACUAUGCGUCAAGAUCUGACGCGCAAAGGGCAGCAAAGCAGAAAGAACGAAAAGAGAAAGAACUGGAGUUUUCUGGGUUUAAUGCGGAGAGGAUCGAAGAUUCUACCAAUGCAUCAAUGGAUCCCCUGUUACGACGGAUUGAUGGAGCUCAUCUUAUUCCAGCUGGAUCAAUAUUACCAGGACGUGUCCGCAGAUCUAACAGAUUCACCGAGUGGAUGAGAAAUUUCCAAUUCCAAGCUAAGAAGAUUGAUGUUCUGUCUCGAAUUCUGUUCCCGUCAACAUUCGCCCUGUUCAACUGUCUAUAUUGGAGCUAUUAUCUUACUAGGUCUCAUGGAAAACAAUCUUAAACAAACCUAGUAGUUCAUACAACCUAGAUACUAGUUCAUACAACCUAGAUACUAGUUCAUACAGCCUAGACAAUAGUUCAUACAAAAUAGACACUAUUUCAUACAAACUAGACAAUA